AACAGCUGAUUUUGAUAGUGCCGCCCUGGUUGCGUGGAUGUUUCGAUUAAAGUUGAAUUUUAAUUAAUAUUCGCCGGUUAUCACAGAAAUGGCCCCGCCAAAGGCCGCCAGCAACCGUUCGGCGUUGCGGCGUAAAAAGUCUGGAACUUUAGUGGACUCCAUCCUGGACAAAUACCUCAAUGUGCGGUUCUUCAAGUAUCUUAUUCUGGAACCGGCUGCUCUGCCCAUAGUUGGACUUUUUGUGCUCCUCGCAGAGGCGGUGAUCAACGUGGUGGUCAUCCAGAGGGUUCCCUACACGGAGAUCGACUGGGUGGCCUACAUGCAGGAGUGCGAGGGAUUCCUCAACGGAACCACAAAUUAUUCGUUGCUACGCGGUGACACCGGACCUCUGGUGUAUCCGGCUGCCUUCGUUUACAUCUACUCCGCUCUCUACUAUGUGACGUCCCACGGAACGAAUGUGCGCCUGGCGCAGUACAUCUUCGCCGGGAUCUACCUGCUCCAGCUGGCUCUGGUGCUCCGGCUGUACGCGAAGAGCCGCAAGGUGCCUCCUUAUGUCCUGGUGCUCAGCGCCUUCACCUCGUACCGCAUCCACUCCAUUUACGUGCUGCGACUCUUCAACGAUCCGGUGGCGAUUCUGCUGCUCUAUGCUUCUCUCAAUCUCUUCCUGGAUCGCCGAUGGACUUUGGGUAGCACCUUCUUCAGCUUGGCAGUGGGCGUUAAGAUGAACAUCCUGCUGUUUGCCCCCGCUCUCUUCCUAUUCUACCUGGCUAAUUUGGGACUGGUAAAAACUAUCCUCCAGUUGGCCGUUUGUGGAGUUAUACAACUGCUGCUGGGAGCUCCUUUCCUGCUCACAUACCCUGUGGAAUAUCUCCGGGGAAGCUUCGAUUUGGGCCGCAUAUUCGAACACAAGUGGACUGUUAACUACAGAUUUUUGAGCAGAGAGCUCUUCGAAAACCGCACCUUUCACUUGUCCCUAUUGGGUUUACAUUUGCUGCUGCUUUUAGCCUUUGCUAAACCUACUUGGACCUUCUUCAAAAGCUACGUCCGCCUGCGACGCGUCGAGGAUCAACUGCAGCCACAAAUAGCGCAGCAGAAUCGUGAGGUGAAGACUCAGAGAAAGUUGAGAAAGCUGGAAAAGGACACGGAUCAUAAGAAGUUUUCAUCGGAGCAACAGUCUUUCCUGAAAGCCUUUGAAAAAAGCCUGCAAAAGGCAUCCGGGGGAAAGUCAAUUCCAUCUACUGCCCAGUCAGAACCGGAGCGCUAUGGCAUCCACUUCGACCGCUGCACUCAGCUGGCGCUGCUUCCAUUCUUUCUCUCCAACUUAGUGGGCGUGGCCUGUUCCCGAUCCUUGCACUAUCAGUUCUACGUUUGGUACUUCCACUCGCUGCCCUAUUUGGCCUGGUCCACGCCCUAUUCGCUGGGAGUGCGAUAUCUCAUUCUGGGCCUGAUCGAGUACUGCUGGAACACCUAUCCGAGCACGAAUUUUUCCAGCGCCGCCCUGCACUUCACCCACAUCCUGCUGCUCGCUGGUGUGGCCAAGCAACUCAUCCAGACCAUGCGACUGAAUAAUGCGGCCAAGAAGGAACAGCAGGAGCAGCAGAAGAAGGUUCAGUAGAUGGAGGAACUUUCACGCCACAGUGCCACCUUAAACAUUUUUGAUUAUGCCAAAAAAUGAAAUAAAAAGUACAUUAUAAACUA
Molecule: messenger RNA, 1698 nt
Organism: Drosophila ficusphila
Lineage: Eukaryota; Metazoa; Arthropoda; Insecta; Diptera; Drosophilidae
Gene: Alg3
Product: lethal(2)neighbour of tid protein
Exons: 2
Coding region: 89-1615 (508 amino acids)
Cellular component (GO): endoplasmic reticulum
Molecular function (GO): dol-P-Man:Man(5)GlcNAc(2)-PP-Dol alpha-1,3-mannosyltransferase activity
Source: RefSeq, a predicted model, not a curated record